AUGGGGCUAGAUUGUGGAAUGAGGUGCCUGAAGUUUAUGUUGUGCGUUUUUAACCUCGUAUUUUGGGUAAGUGCGGAGUUUAAUCCAGUAUUAGGGCAUUGAUUUUUACAGCUAACUUUUCAUGUACGUAACACCGUUUUGUCUUCAUUUUCUUUGGAGAACAAAAACAUCAUGGAUUCGGCUUUUUGAUCGCUGUGUGUGGCUUUGACCGCUCAUUAAUGUUUAAGCUCUGUGUCACUUCUAUAACUCAAAUUUAUUACUAGAAAAACAAAUUUUUGCUUUUCUGACCCAGAUAAUAUUUUUACAGCCGCUUUUAAUAAAUCACCAAUUCGCCAGCAAUCUACCAACAAAAAUUUGAAAAUUUGACGGGCCUUUUUCGGGAUAUUAAGGCAAAAUUAUACUCUUCACUUGUUACUGGUAAAACUGAGUAAAUUAUAUAAGUUACAUUUCAUUUCAGAUUUGUUUUCGCAUUUUACUGGUUUAUCCCCUUAUUUUUAAUAUAACAAGAUAGAUGAAUAAGUUGUUACAAUAGCUUAACCUUGUUUUAACUUUCUUGUCACCCACAUUAUACCUUCGAAAAGAAGCUUUAGUUAGUUUUUUCUCUUGAUUUACCUGAGUGAUUCCUUCGGAGGAAAUUUAUGAAGCAAUUUUCGGCUUAAAGAACAUAUUAUAUUCAUUUUCCCUAUAAUUCAUUAGCUUAUAUCGCCCUUGAAAAUUUUCAUCUUUAUUCAAGAUAACUUCUUCGCGUAAAAUAAUCUUGAUUUAUUGUUCAGUUGCCAAACGCGACUAACCUGAAUCCGCCAUAUUUGUUGGCGUUGCUUUUCCCCCCCAAAAAGCUGAUCUUUUUUAUUUCCGGUCAAAUAAAACAAAGAAGAAACAUCUUGAUUUUGACUUGCGAUUUCUUAGCCUCAUCAUAAAACUUUUCUUAGAUACUUCCUCCCCGCAAAACCGAGCGAUUCAGUUCCUGUUUGUUGACAGUUUUUGAUGGUAACAUGCAUCCGCUUCGCAAAGGGAAAAUUGGGGUUUCAGCGAUAUAUAUGGAACAAAACCCAGAAAAAAUAUUUAUGAAAUUUAGACGUUAAUUUACCGAAUAAGGUUUGUAAAAGAUUGUCAUUCUUAAAUCUUAAUGGUCAGGUGGAGGAUAUAAAUACAUGACAUCUAUAAAAUAGACAAGAAGAGUGUUCAUAUAAGCAACAUGUCCAUUGUUAGUUAGUAAGCUACUUGCCCUGUAUAUGGCUCAUUUAAUUAUCGGUACUCAGUAACCAGGGCAGCAACGUAAAUCAACAAAAAUGCCAACUGCAAUUAAGCUAGAGCAAAUCUUUUAUUUUCAUUGAUCUCAAACCGACUAGAGCAAUGGUUUCUUCACAGAACUACCUUCGUACUAAUUUCCCUACGUGAGAGAUUCAGUAAUUUAAGCUGCAAGGACCUCGUUACUGUAUAUUCCUUACCCUUCUGAAUUGAGAGGGUUUUUGGUUAAAAAAAUAUCGCUCCCAUUAAUUUUCUUUAAUUUAUAUUAUUGUUUCGUUAUUGCAGAACUUAUGAGCAGCAAAAUACAUAAAAAUAUUUAUUAAGUUACGCUCAGUUUAGUGUUAAAGAGGUUUUUCGGCGCCAUAUCGUUUCGCUCAUAUUUAAUUAAUCAGCGACACCGAAAGAUAACAAGUGUAUAAUACGUAUUCUAUCUUUAUUUCCUGUUUUCAAGGAGGAAUACUGAACUUUAUAAAACCUAGUUUGUCGGAUUAAGAGCCAUGGAUUAUUAUACAUCUCUGAUUUAUCCAGAAAGUAUUCAUUACACACAUUUUGAGCUAAAACUAUAAUCACUGAUAAAAAAAAUCUGUUAUCACCUCUAAGACAAUCUAAUGUAUUUUCAUAGCUCAGCGAUAUAAUUUUCACUAUUCAAUAAAUAGGUUCAGUAAGAAAGUUUCUUUUCAAAGCGAACGUAACAAAAAACAUUUAGUAGUGAAUAAAAACAGGAGCCUACUGAACAAAAAUGAAUAGAAAAAUCACUGAAAUACAGUCUAGAGGAAUUAAAAGAAAAAAAAUUAUUCUUGUAAAAUUUGUCGUUUUCACAGGAAUUGCAAUGGAAAUUGCUAGAAAUGUGUAAUGCAGUGCGAAUAAAGUUUUUGUCCUCUAAAAGUUAUGCUUCUUGGAAGUCAAAUGGGCUUUAUUUUCACUCAAUCAUGCACAACGAGCAAUGGUAAGCGGAACGUUUGGAGGGGGAUUCUAGAUCUGAAAAGAGAACUGUUAAGUUUGUUGAUUGGCAAACUACCUGAAAAUAUAACAUUUGUCAGGACUUCACGAUGCGGUUUUGAUACAAAAAAAAACACCGACUUUUAGUUAGACCAGUUAACAUUGUCUAUGAAGGGGUUUUGAAAGGAUAAAAUGUGCCCCGAGUCGGUGACAUGGGUGCCGGAUGAAAUACAAAAAUUUGGUCUUCACUCAAAAAGAUUUAUUAGCGGGCGUUUUCGAAGAGUUAGCCAAAAAAAGACUCCUUGGGAAACAAUAAGCAUUGUUCAGUUCACAUCUCGUUUUAGACACCGACAAAAAUAAAGCGAUACUGAAGCAAGCCCGCGUUCACUUUUCACACGAAGUGUACGAUACAUGACGAUACAUGUUGUUCGGUUCACUUUCGUCUACAGGCCGCUGGUAUUGCAGUGAUGGCCGUGGGAAUCUUCGCACGAGUAAGCGCCAGUAAUUACUCUGCUCUUAUGGAUGAAGGAGGAUUCAAGACAGCAGCUAACAUCCUCAUAGCCGCGGGGGCACUGGUGAUGAUCAUUGGUGCUAUAGGGUGCUGUGGAGUGGUGAAGGAAAAGAAAUGGUUGCUUCUCCUGGUAUGUUGCGAUAUAGUAAAACUAGGCUUAAUACAACGAUAAGGAAUCGCGGUUAAUGGCCAACAACGCGCACGGUAAAAGAGCACCUUAGCUUGGCUUGGGAGUUUUUCCGGCUGGCGACGCCGGCUUAGGCAGUCUAAGUGCUGAAGAGUUUGCUGGCGUCACCCUGCGAACAGAGCCGCCUUUAGUCUGUGUAUAGACCCCCACCCCCCCUCCCCUCAGUCUGUACACAGGAUAAGCCUCCUUCUGUGCGUCUGCGAGAGGAGGAGAAAAGGGGGCUCUGUCUGUAUCCCGUCAAGCCCUUGAAGUCGAUAAGGCCCGUCAGCCCAUGUGCGAGCAUCCGUUUUAAUGAUAAAUCGAUGGUCAUAACUGAGCCCGCUGUACUAAGCGCAUGGGUAUUAUGCCUGGAAUCGAAACUGCAACAAGCAGCACAUGCUCAACAAAGAUCUUACUUGACUGAUUCCUGCACAGUCUUUCUCGAGUACGCCAAAAUCGCGUGAAAGAGGCUGUAAAAGAGGCUGUGCUAGCAGGGUGGAUGGUGUAGUUCCAUUGUUGGUCGAUAGGCACCAUUUUUUCCUAGAUCGUCGUUUUCUUAGGUGCCCUUGAGGAGUCCACUAGCAGGUCUAGACGGAGACAGUCUCUUGGCAUGUCCUAUCAAGCUGAGCCUUGAUGGGACAAAUAAGGAGUCUUGUCACUAGCAAAAAUUGGAAGAUAGAGAUCUCUGACCUUCUCGUUUGUGAUGUAGAAUCACCCCAUUUGGUAACCAAGAUCUUUCGGAGUCACGUCUAAUGCUAACCUAUUGCGUUCCCUUUUUCUCAUAAAAAUUUAGUAUUCCUUCCUGGUACUGAUGAUUUUCAUUUUGGAGAUCGCUUCAGGCAUCAUGGCUUAUGCUCAGAGGGACAAGGUAAAGCACUACUUAUACUAGGCUCCAGUUGUUUCAAUGAUGGAUAACACGGAUCAACUACCCCUCCCCUAAGCCAACAUUAACACUUACUUCUCAUUAAGGGGAAAAUGUUGGCUUACGGGAGGGGUAAGUAAACAGUUUACCAGAAAAGUUUGAUGAUCCGUGUUAUCCACUGGAUAAAACUGUUUUCAGUGAAUAGCGUGACUGGUUUUACUAAUACUUAUCCCAGCCACUUGAUAAAGAUUUACCGCUGCUGUAUAUGUUACUUUUGUGCAUGAAAAACCUUUUAAAAGGUCACGAUCUCAGUUUGGAGAUAUACCAGGGCGUUAUCCGACCUCAUACAACUGAUCACUUUUACCCUCCCUUGUCAGUAGUUAGCAAGAAGGCUUCAUCUAGGAGGUCUGGUAGCGAAUCCGAGUUACAGCAUAAGCGGUUCUUGAAUAAAGUUUAGGCCCUCAUGCAAUCCCGUACUCUAAAUCCAAUAAAAGGGCUUUACUGGCACGAUUUCUCAUCAAAAUUCUCCGUUGGAGUUCUAUAAAGGCAUCAAAAUUCAUUUAAAAAGUCUAUAUCCGGUCGAGCUUCUUCCUAGUCUUUCAGCAGCGGGAAUGGACAGAUUCUGUAACCGCCUUAAUUGGCCCCGCAGGAGGCACUCUUGUAACUCGCGCGUAUAUUAAGGAAAGUACUUACAGCUGAAAUAUACAGUCAGAAUGCCAGAAAAAAUCUCGAUUUGCUUGAACGGGGGCCGCGAGGAAUCGGUAGGUAAUGAUGACCUUUCUAUUGUUUGCGCCUGCAAGUACGAAAUGGUUAGGAUGACGUAAAACAAUGCAAUGAUACUUCUUUUGAGAUCUGAAUGAAGAGUAAGAACUUAACUAUAAUGCGCUUAUUACAUCACCAUUCCGCCUUUAUAUUUCAGGUAAUAGAUAAGAUAGAAAACGCUGUGAACAAGACCAUUACUGAAUACUACGGAAAGGAGGACAAAAAAAAAUUUACAGAGGCUGUGGACAAGGCGCAACAAGAGGUGAGAGGGAGAGUCUUGAUAAACAUCACUGCAGAGAAAAGACGAAAAACUAUCCUAACCUAGCUGAGAAAGACUGAUGAAUCUCAGUCAGUGACACAUGCAGCUCGGAAAAUGAGAAAAAUCUGAGUACUCUCAACAGGUUACUAGUCCACGGCUCUUCUACUGAGCCACAGGAUACUCGUGGUAGCUAAGGCAACAAAACUAGGUUCAUGUCACAAAAAUUCUGCAUUUUGCUAAUAUCGUAGCCUGUUGAGAACCAAAGUCUUUUAACAAAGCCAUCAUUAGCCACCAUUUGGACAUUCAAACUGACCGAGAGUUAGGGCGAGUCAGAAAAUGAUUCAAGGGAGAGGUCCCAGUGACGGAUCCAGGGAAGGGGCCAGGGGAUCCGGCCUCCCCCGUUAUUUUUAGACCACACUGAGGCCCGAAGAACAGAAGAAAAUUUUUUUAAAAUCGCGCCCGCCUUAUCUCAGGGUCUGGAUUACCACAAUUCCCCCUCCCCUCCCCCCCCCUUACCACUCCCUUAUCUGAAGGUAUAGAUCCGCCACUGGGUUGACGCGUAAGAUAAACGUCUUGUCUGCAGGCUACGACACCAUGGGUCUUUGCAAGUCACCCUCUGUAUUACGAGUAACACACUGAAAAAAAAGAUAAGGUUUUGUUAAAGCGCGCCGCUUAGAAACUAUGAAAAAUCUGUGUCUAUGAUAAAAAAUGAUCUGUGUCUUGAGCCCACAGUAACUGGCGCUCGCUGUUGCGGUGUCCCUGACUGUACUCCUGUGAAUAAAUGUACACUUUUUUUUUUAAUGUAGUGUAACUUAUCUUAUUGUUUGGCGAAGUUAAUAAAAUAAAAUAAAUUGUCUGUAGCCUUAGACGAAGUUCCUCAAACUACGUUGUCUUAGGCAGCUUAACAAAACUCUCUAUCAGGGGCGAGCAAAGACAAAAAUAUACCCUUAAUUCUCUUGCCUUCUGAGUAGCAAUACAUGGCUCAAUCAUCUGCACACGAAGUAAGUCUCAUUUUCAAACUCUUAGAGCAGAAAAUAGGUUUUCACACAUCUUUCUAUUUUGAUUCGUAGUUGAAGUGCUGUGGUGUAGCAGACCCGUCCGAUUGGUCAAAGUCCGCAUGGUACAAGAGCACUGGAGAAAAGGCAAAGGAAAAAUAUCCUGAGUCGUGUUGUAAGACAAAGGGCAAAAAGUGCAACGUGGGCGAGAAUCCAGAUAUCUACGAAGAAGUGAGUGUCAAAGGAGUAAAAUGCUAAAGUCACGUGAAUUCUGAGUCGUUGAUUACUUAAUAGUUUGAUUUGUGGUUACCGUUCUUGAUCGUAUAAUGAUAAUGAUAGUGAUAAUGAAUUUGUAUAGUGCUAAAACUAUAGAAGAAUAUUCAAAAGCGCUUUACAUUAAGUUAAAAUUAAUGAAUAAAUAAUAAAUAAAAAAAAUUAAAAAUCCCUGAAAGCUAUAAUAAUAACAAUAAUAUGUCAUGCUAUGGUAUAAGCUAAAGAAAAUUCCAAACUAAAUUAAACAUUAAACAUUAAAACUAUUCCAACAAAUUGAAAGCUUUCUUAAAAAGAAAUGUUUUGCUUUUUGAAAAUGGCGAGGCUGGUACUUGUUCUUACAGUUAUUGGCAGCGAGUUCCAUAAAACAGGUGCAGCAUGAGCAAAGGCCCGAUCCCCAAGUGUAGAGCAGUUGACUUUUAGAACGAACAGAAGAGAUUGAGCAGACGAAAGAAGAGCAUAAUUAGCAGCUGGUUUCAGGGAUAAAAGAUCUUUAAAUGUAGGAUGGACUUUGGUUGUGUAGUGACUUGUAAACAAAAAGGAGCAAUUUGAACUGAACUCUAAACGUUACUGGAAGCCAAUGUAAGUCGAUAAGCGCGGGUGUGAUAUGAUCAAAUUUCGCAAUCUGAAAAGUCACUCUAGCCGCGGCAUUUUGAACUUUCUGUAAACGAUCAAGUUGAUAUUUAGGUAGACCAAAUAGAAGUGCGUUACAGUAAUCAAGGUGCGAAGAUACAAAGGCAUGGAUCAGUGCCUUUGUGGAUUGCACGGUAAGGAAUUUUCUGACCUGUCUUAUGUUGUAUAGUCCGCGAAAAGCCUUGCUACAAAUCUUGCCUAUGUGAACAUUCAUUCGCAUAUGAGCAUCGAACCAGGACCCAAGGUCCAAUGAUAAUAGAUUCAAUAGAUGUUUUUUCAAGUUGUUGACGGGUGCCAAUAAUUAGAAAGUCAGUUUUCGCGUCAUUGAUCAUUGAACGAUUUCCAAUAAACCAAGAGCGAACAUCAGCGAUGUACUUUUCAGUCACUGACAGCUUUAAUUUCCGAAUGGAUAGAACAAGGUCGGAAGGAGAGGUAAAUCUGGGUGUCGUCAGCAUAACCGUGGACGGAAGGGAGGUGCUGAGAAAUAAUGCUAAAGAGGCGGGAGACGUAGAGAGUAAAUAAAAUAGGUCCCAUACAACUGCCCUGGGGGACUCCACAGUUCAGAUUGAAGUAGUCAGAAGUCUUAUCACCGACGAGUAUACGUUGUUUGCGACCAGACAGAAAUGAGUCGAACCAAUUUAAAGCAGAUCCGUCGACUCCAAAAUCCUGUUGCAAAAUAUUCAGAAGAAUGGAAUGUUCAAUGCUAUCAUAAGCAGCACUUAGGUCCAAAAGUACGAGAAGUGUCACUUCGUUAUUAUCCAUACUCAUUAAGAUGUCGUCUUGAACCUUUAAUAGAGCAGUCUCUGUCGAGUGAUACUUACGGAAGCCGGACUGGAAUUUAGGAAGAGAGGCAUUUUUCUCACAGUGGACGAGAAGUUGUUGAAGUGCAGCCUUUUCCACUACCUUGGAAAUGAAUGGAAGAUUGCUGACUGGACGGAAAUUUUUGUAGACCAAAUCAAGUCCAGGUUUUUUCAAUACAGGGAUGACAACAGCGGUUCUCCAAUUUUCUGGAACGCAACCACUGAGAAAAGAGAGAUUAACCAUCUCAGUGAUAGAGGGCGCUAAUACAUCAAGACAGGACUUUACUAGCCAUGUAGGAACAGGAUCCAACCGACAAGAGGCAUUGGAGGAUUCUCGAACAAUCUUACACACUUCUCCUAUGGAUAGCGCAGAAAAAUUCUCCAGAUUCUCCUUUGGAGAAACAGGAGCAAGUCGAGGCUCUUGAACUUGAAACUUGUCAAGAUUUUCCUUGAUGAUUUCAAUUUUUUUAGGAAGGAGGUGCCAAAUUUGUUUGCUAGCUUUGUGGGAUCAUCGUGCUCUGGAAGAGCCGUCUCAAGUGGUUCCCUGGACAAAGAAUUAACCACACGAAAUAGCUUGCGACAGUCACCCGCAUACUGAUCAAUUAGGUUUGAAUAAUAAUUCACACGUGCAGAUUUAGGAAGUGCAGAGUACUGAUUACGAACUUUAUGGUAUAGAGCCGGUAUAGAGUGUUUUGAAAUGAAGUGACCUGCAGCACUGGUUUCAUAGCUAAAACGGCCAACGUUGAGUAAAGUGGAAAUGUUCUGCACGUUUUUAAGAGCUUAAGGAAUGGUUUCUGUGUUUUUUAAUUAUUAUUCUCCAAGCCGCACCGUUUUGUGAUUGCUAUGGACAGUUUUUCCAUGACAGCAUGUAGUCAAUGAGUAAAAUAAAGGGGCCCGGGAUAGGUAAUUGAAUAGAGCUGACGUUGGCUCGGUCUUCUAUUUAGUGAUACAGUGCCGUAGCCAGACCAAACGGCCAACCGAGGCAGGCGGGAGUUGCUAGGGGGGUUCGGGGGCGUGCCCCCCCCCGGGAAAUUUUGAACUUUAGUCUCUCGGAAAUGCGAUUUGCAGCGUUUUCUGGGCCUUUCGGUAACUUUUUUUCGAGUUAAUUUAAGUGGAAUUUAAAAAGCAAUAAUCAGAAACAAGCUACAAAAUCUGGGUGACCGUUAACCUCGCCAAUGGUUUUGAUCAGUAUUUGUUCAAAAAAAAUUUGAGUUAACGUACGUAGCCCCUUGAGAUCGAUGAUAUGGUAAUUUUGACUGAAUUGCUGAAUUCUUUGUAAUAUCAUGAUACGUUAAAAAUAUCCGAUGAUCGCUUAUGUAAAAUAAAAAUGAUCGGCGAAAUUCGUCAAAAUUUUACCGAGGCGAGUGCCUCGGUUGGCCUCAUACUAGCUACGGCGCUGUGAUAUAACAUGAAAGGAGCACUGUAUCUUCUCUUGAUGACCAUCACAAUCAUUAUUAUCAUUUUUAACAUAAUUUUUAUCAUUAACAUUAUCAUUGUCAUCAUAGACUUUAUAAAAAGGCUUGAGGUCGAUGAAAAGCCAGUAAUCUUCACCAUCAUCAUCAUCAACACCGACCCAAAUGAGCAAAUCUGAACCAUUUUUCUCCCCAGCUGCAAAUAGCUUUCUACUCUUUUUGAUUGCUUUGAUCACAGUUCUCAACUUCCCGGUAACAGUAAAUGUUAAAAUUUUAAACUCAGCUAGUACUUACUGUAUUGGUAUUGAUAUCUUCCAGGGCUGCUCUAAUGCACUCCAAAAGUUUGUUAAAGGAAAAAUGGCAGUGAUUGGAGGAAUAGGAGUCGGGAUCGCCAUUUUACAGGUCAGAAAUAAUUUAAUUACUUGAAAGAAGCAUCACUCCUUAAACGCAAAAAAUAAUUUUGGUAAUUGUGGGAGUAGCUCCAUAUUGAUUACUAUUUUUCUUCUUUGCAGGUUAUGGGCGUGGUUUUUGCCAUUUGCUUAUACCGAUCAAUUGGAUACGAGAAGAUAUAGUGACAUCAGGAAACAUGGGAAUGAAUGGGGACAACUGUUCAGUGAAUUGGAUAAAGGGAAAAUUUGCGUUUAAAAAUUAUUACGGAAAUUUAUUUUUGUUCAGGCCUAGAGGCAUUUGUUAAUAUGUGAAUGUUUUUUCCAUCGGUAGGAAUUCUUUAAGAUAUGAUUAUCACACUUUUCUUUAAAGACUCAAUAUUUUUCUCGAAUUAAGACAUGGCAAGGACCCGCCCAUUGACGGAUCCACAUUUUGAGGUACAGGACGGGGGAGGGGCGGAUCGGGGUGAGGGUUGGGCCCCACGGACACAUCCCCUAGAUUCAAACCAAGACCCAUACUUGGACCAAGAGAUUUCUCUCUUGUUGGAGCACAUUCUGGACAUUGCAAAAUCGAAAUAGGGAGGAAUAUCCUCGAUGUUACUUGAGAGGAAAUCGCUGUUAUAAUGUUACUGGCAAUAUAAACACGGCGUGUUUAUGGCACUCCGAUUUUAUGAAGAGAAUCACCAGCGUAUAUAUGUCUAAAAUGUACUCCAAAAGAACACUCUCAAGUUUAGCGUCUCUCGAGAAAUGCAAAUGGUCUCUUGCACUGGUCACGUUCGCACUAGGAGCCCAUCCCCUCAAAGUCCCAUCUGCUGCUGAUUAAAUAAGCGUCACGGCUCCUUAUAAAUUCAAUAUAUUUGUUCAUACUAUAGUAACUGUUGAAUCGCUUCCUUCGCUAAGUUCUGCUGUCUCCGAACUACUUUCGCUCGACACACAGGCGCAUCGACCAUACUACUGUUUAUUUGCUGGGAUCAAGCUCUGCUCUGAUUGGCUAAAUGAGAAGAAUCUAUGAAUAGCCUUCAAGAUUCACAAGCUUUGGCCCAAGCUCCUAGGUGAUGGGAUCCUCUUUGUAACUAACGGUGUUUAAGAGUUCCUCUUCACCGAUCUUUCAUUCUUAACCCUCGUGGUAAGAGAGGCGGAGAAAGCAGGUGUAAGGGUAGGAAGCGAAUCAAAGACUGCCCGGUGGAGGGAUAUACGGUAAUAGGAUAUUUUUCCAGCGGGUUUUUUCAUUAGCAUUUCUAGUGUACAGUUCGUCCAAUAAAAAUAGAAAAUGGUUGAGACUAGAAUGGAUACUUUAAAAUCAGGUUGGACUCCUUAAUAUAUUUAUUAUACAACACUAUACUCAAUACCACGCCAUACUAUAUUUAAGCGAAUUUACUGGGCCCAUUUUUGAGAAAAGUGAGGAAAUCAGAGUAAAAGACAGUUGUGCAAGGAAAAGAGCUGAAUACAGGGUUUGGCACCGAAGUAAAGUGAUGGGCGGGGUUAAGCACUGUUUUUAAAACGGUUAGCUUUCAAUAAUGCAAUGAUCAAUGCCACGUACGGUACGUUAAAAUUAACCGGUGUCUACAGUUAGCCCUUGGUGGUCUGGUGGAUACGGAUGUGGAUUGUAUAUCAAAUGAUGCGGUUUCAAGUCCUACAUACUACCAAUUUUUUUCUUCUGUUUUCUUUCUUCUCUUAUUUACUACUUUAAGGUGGCUCCGUCAUUAAUACAGGCGCAUUUAGCCGUAGCGAAGUUUUCGUCAUAACUUUUUCGUUUUUAACGCGAUGGCUGCGAAACUUUGCAAAGAACAAAAGAUAUCAUUCGGCAAUAGUGCGAAAUAUUCUGAUUUCAUUGAUGGUAAAUAUAUUUUGCUAAAUUCAAUAGCACUUAAAAGGACCCUACUGUUCAAGAAAAUCGCGUCUAAUAAAAAAAUUUGCUCAUAUUUUUUACUGAAAUUUCUGGUAACGGCUUUAAUUGAUAUAAUAAAUAUGCGAGAGGAAUUUCAGAAAAAAAGUUGGAGCAGAAGUCCGUGACUAAAAGUCGCUCAAAAUUCAGCUGUGAAAUUGUUUUGGAAUUUCAAAAAUAAAUUACUAUCAGGUAGAGGGAGACACCAGUUUGAAUUUUCGGAACAAGUAAAUUCAAUGUUUGCUAAUUCUUUAAAAAAAAGCCGAUUGCCUAUCGUGCUAUACUUUAAAAGUACUUUUUAGUUUAAAAAUCACUAUAAAUUACUACAAACCUUGCUCUGAAGUAGAAUGACUUGCUCCUCGAUAUUUUUAAAAUAUCCCUUGGAAGUUUGGCUGAAAUUCCUGCUGCACAAAUUUUGAUGUAUUGCAAUGCAUAUUUUCAACGACUUUUACUGCUGUUCUUGCUUCCAACUCUGGAAAAAGGUAUUGAGAUUGGACGCUACCUCGUAUCAUAGCUCAGAUAGAACUGCCCAGCACCUUUGUUUUUGACUACAAAAUGAGCAGGAGUGGCAGUUCUGCGAAGAAUUCGCACCUCACCCAGGGGGGACGAACGACAAUGAUGCCCAUGUCUGCGAACCGAUCUGUAUAAACACGUAUUGCAGAGCAAAACAUAAUAAUCAAGAAAAGACUUAAUUACUUCCCCUAGGGAACUUUUCUGGUGUCGCCUGUAGAUUUUGGUAGAACUAUAGAGCGCUUUCACUCACGUUGCCAGCAUCUAUGCAAAUUUACAGGAACAAAAGAAAGCGUCUUUUAAUUGCAUAUCACUAAAGUCAACUCUUACAGGACUGUUUUGAAACACCAAGAUGGCCGCCGUUUCAUUGUUUUGGAACACCAAAAUGGAUGCCGGGACGCCAUGUGAAAAUGCUCUAGUGAAGUGGGUGAAGGCAAUCUCUCUUGGUGAAGGGGAGGGGACUGAUUCAAUAAAAUUCGUUUGUAUUAGUUAUGAAUAGUAUUGUAUUCUCAAACGUCUUUACUGUACAAACUGAACACUACGAGCCGGUGAAGCGCUCAAGACAUGUAAUGGGUUUUCUACCAGAAAUGGCAUAUCUCAGUGACGAAUAAAAUAACC
Messenger RNA from Porites lobata, 12256 nucleotides. Lineage: Eukaryota; Metazoa; Cnidaria; Anthozoa; Scleractinia; Poritidae. The record is from the annotation of a GenBank genome assembly.